UAAGAAAACGAAGAUGAGCGAAGAAGAAGGAAGAAAGGACGGCGUUUCGGAACCAGGCCACGACCUGUUUCAGAUAGCAGUUAACGGAUAACCUGGAAAUUGAAUACUGUGAUUUCAUCUCCUAUCAAAGAGAGGUCCAACGAGACGAGUGUCGUCAACAGCACAUUCUUCGUGAUAUUUUGACUUUGGCACUCAUUCAUCCUUUUUAAACGGACCAUGGCUGAUGAUUUUGAUGUCGAGGCUAUGCUGGAGGCUCCGUACAGAAAGGAUGAGAACAAGUCCUCUCAUGCAAACGGACAUGAAGAACAGAGCAAGAACAGUGUUGUAACUUUUUCCAGGAAACGAAAGAGCAGGAGUCGGAGCCGAAGCCCAGGCUCUCGGAAGAGAAGGAGCAGAAGCAAAGACCGAAAGAAGAGCAGGAAGAGGAGCAAAAGUAGAGAAAGAAAGCGAAGCCGUAGCAAAGAGCGCCAUCGCAGCCGCUCCCGAAGCAAAGAACGCACCGGGCGGUACAAAGCACGCAGGAGCCCCUUCCGGAAGCGUUCCAAAAGUCGAAGCCCUUUUAAAAAAGAGAAAAGUCCCAUCAGGCAACCGAUUGACAAUCUGACACCAGAGGAGAGGGACGCACGCACAGUCUUCUGCAUGCAGCUGGCUGCUAGAAUCCGAGCUCGAGACCUGGAGGAUUUCUUUUCAGCUGUUGGAAAAGUAAGAGAUGUGAGAAUGAUCUCUGACAGAAAUUCCAGGAGGUCGAAGGGCAUUGCAUACAUUGAGUUUGUGGAGGCUGCUUCUGUACCGCUGGCGAUCGGGCUGACUGGCCAGAGGCUUCUGGGGGUGCCCAUCAUUGUCCAGGCUUCUCAGGCAGAGAAAAACAGAGCUGCUGCAGCUGCCAAUAAUCUGCAGAAGGGCAGUUCAGGCCCAAUGCGACUCUACGUGGGCUCGCUGCACUUCAACAUUACAGAAGAAAUGCUCAGAGGAAUCUUUGAGCCUUUUGGAAAGAUCGAGGGCAUCCAGCUGAUGAUGGACAGUGAAACCGGGCGCUCCAAAGGUUAUGGCUUCAUAUCGUUUGCAGAUGCAGAGUGUGCAAAGAAGGCCCUGGAACAGCUCAACGGCUUUGAGCUUGCUGGACGUCCGAUGAAGGUGGGGCACGUCACUGAGCGGUCAGACUCGUCCACAGCCAGCUCCUUCCUGGACAACGAUGAGCUGGAGAGGACUGGCAUUGACCUUGGCACCACAGGGCGCCUGCAGCUCAUGGCAAGACUAGCGGAAGGAACGGGCCUGAAGAUUCCCCCCGCUGCCCAGCAGGCUCUACAGAUGACUGGUUCCAUAUCGUUUGGAAAUAUGGCAGCUCCAAGUGUUCCAACUCCAGCUCCAAGUCAAGCCCUGAACCUGCCGUCACAGCCGCUGGCUACACACUGUCUUCAGCUGUCCAACCUUUUCAACCCACAAUCGGAAAACGAUCCAUCCUGGGCUAUUGAGAUCCAAGAUGAUGUCAUUGAAGAGUGCAACAAGCACGGGGGAGUUGUGCACAUUUACGUCGACAAGAAUUCCACUCAAGGUAACGUGUACGUCAAGUGUCCCUCCAUACCAGCAGCUAUGGCAACCGUAAAUGCACUGCAUGGACGCUGGUUUGCAGGCAAAAUGAUAACGGCUGCCUAUGUUCCUUUACCAACCUACCACAACCUCUUCCCAGAUUCGGUAACAGCAAAGCACCUCCUGAUGCCGUCACGUCGAUAGUCUGACACCUGCUCAAUAUGAAAAGAAUCUGUGUACAUACAUUUUGUUUGAAUUGUCAUUGGAAAAUGAUACAUUGAGGUUAGUUACCUGUGUGUAAUAAAAGUUGAUUGAGUUCAUGUGUUCAGC
Molecule: messenger RNA, 1857 nt
Organism: Thalassophryne amazonica
Lineage: Eukaryota; Metazoa; Chordata; Actinopteri; Batrachoidiformes; Batrachoididae
Gene: rbm39b
Product: RNA binding motif protein 39b
Exons: 15
Coding region: 217-1731 (504 amino acids)
Biological process (GO): mRNA processing
Cellular component (GO): nucleus
Molecular function (GO): RNA binding
Source: RefSeq, a predicted model, not a curated record